This is a messenger RNA of Mus caroli (Ryukyu mouse), 2523 nucleotides long. Lineage: Eukaryota; Metazoa; Chordata; Mammalia; Rodentia; Muridae. The record is from RefSeq and is a predicted model, not a curated record.
ACAUGCAAAUUCCCCACAGGGUGGAGAAGUGAGCAGUUCUUUGAGUCUGGCUAGCUGGGGACAAAGAAACAUCCAGCAUCCCCUGAGAAGGUACUGGAGACUACUGUCUGGAUCUGAGCAGAUAACAGUUUGUGAUGGAGCCCUCGCCUCUUGAGCUUCCAGUUGAUGCAGUGCAGCGCAUCGCGGCUGAACUCAAUUGUGACCCAACAGAUGAGAGGGUUGCUCUCCGCUUGGAUGAGGAAGAUAAACUGAGUCAUUUUAGGAACUGUUUUUAUAUCCCCAAAAUGCGGGACCUGCCUUCAAUUGAUCUAUCUUUAGUGAGUGAGGAUGACGAUGCCAUCUAUUUCCUGGGAAAUUCCCUUGGCCUUCAACCAAAAAUGGUUAGGACAUACCUGGAGGAAGAACUAGAUAAGUGGGCCAAGAUUAGUAUGAGUGACACAAAGGCAGGUACAUUACAGAUAGCACACCAUAGCGAGGGCAAUGCCUCACAAACCUUGGAGCUGAAAUCUUGGAGCUAUUUGUACAAUUUGCAGCUCUUUUGUCCUGACAACUAUGACCAAUCUCACUGUGAUAACAGUGAAAUAUGUUUGGCAGAUCUGACUUCUGUUACUACAGAAAACCUCAAGUAUGAUUUUUUUUUUUAUGAUUAUUUUACAGGAGCCCAUGAGAAAGAAAUAGCUCUAAUGAAUGCUUUGACUGUUAAUUUACAUCUCCUGCUGUUAUCAUUCUUUAAGCCUACACCAAAGCGGCACAAAAUUCUUCUAGAAGCCAAAGCCUUCCCUUCUGAUCAUUAUGCUAUUGAGUCACAGAUUCAACUUCACGGACUUGAUGUUGAGAAAAGUAUGCGGAUGUUAAAGCCACGAGAGGGGGAAGAGACCUUAAGGAUGGAGGACAUACUGGAAGUAAUCGAGGAGGAAGGAGACUCGAUUGCCGUGAUCCUGUUCAGUGGGCUGCACUUUUAUACUGGACAGCUGUUCAACAUUCCUGCCAUCACAAAAGCUGGACACACAAAGGGCUGUUUUGUUGGCUUUGACCUAGCACAUGCAGUUGGAAAUGUUGAACUCCGCUUACAUGACUGGGGUGUUGACUUUGCCUGCUGGUGUUCCUAUAAGUAUUUAAAUUCAGGAGCUGGAGGUCUGGCUGGUGCCUUCGUCCAUGAGAAACAUGCUCAUACGGUCAAGCCUGCGCUAGUGGGAUGGUUCGGCCAUGAACUCAGUACAAGAUUUAACAUGGAUAACAAACUACAAUUAAUCCCUGGGGCCAAUGGAUUCCGAAUUUCAAACCCUCCCAUUUUGUUGGUCUGCUCCUUGCACGCCAGUUUAGAGGUCUUUCAGCAAGCGACUAUGACUGCGCUGAGAAGAAAAUCCAUUCUGCUGACAGGUUAUCUGGAAUACAUGCUCAAACAUUACCACAGCAAAGAUAACACCGAAAACAAGGGGCCGAUUGUGAAUAUCAUCACCCCGUCCAGAGCAGAGGAGCGUGGCUGCCAGUUAACACUCACCUUUUCCAUUCCCAAGAAAAGCGUUUUUAAGGAACUAGAAAAAAGAGGAGUCGUUUGUGACAAGCGAGAACCAGACGGCAUCCGUGUGGCCCCUGUUCCUCUCUAUAAUUCUUUCCAUGAUGUUUAUAAGUUCAUCAGACUGCUCACUUCCAUACUCGACUCUUCAGAAAGAAGCUAGCUAUGUUUUCUAGCAUAACUCAAGUAAAUGUCACUGAAAGAAACUAGAAGAUACAUCAGAUCCCCUGAGACUGGAGUUACAGAGCUGCUGUGUGGAUACUAGGAAUUGAACCCAGGUCGUUUGGAAGAAUAGCCAAUGCGCUUAUCCUUUGACACAUCUCUCCAGCCCUUCCACUUCAUAUUUCAAUACUUGAUUUCUCCCCAAACCUGGAACUUGCUCCUUCAGCUCGUGUGGCUGGCCAGUGAAUCUUCAGAGUGUCUCUGUCUUUGCCCUACAAUGAAGGCCGGGUUACAGCUGUACACUGUUGCACAUAGAUUUUUACAUGUCUACUGUGAUCUGAACACAGUCCUUAUAUCAGUUCAGCAACCACUUCAUCGACCGAGCAAUCCCCCAGUCAUUGCUUUUUUGAUGCCACUACUAGUAUGCAUUUAUUGGCAAAGAAUUCUAAAUGUGUAUGCUUUAAGAAAAAGUUAUAAUGAUUUGAUAAACUUGAAUAAAACAUACUCAGUCAGACAGAAACUUCUGAUGUGAUAAAUGAUAAGAUAUGAAACUCUGGCAGUAGCUAACAACAAACACAGCACUCUUGUUUACUUAGGAAUUCAAUUCUGAGUGUUGCACACAUAUCUUUGUUAACGUAGCAAAGCUUUCCACUGCAUUAUUUCACCUUCAUUAAUGAAGUGGCUCUCAGGACCUGGAACCUCAUCAGUAACACAGAUUCCUACAUGAGACUGUUUUUGAGUCUCACAGUGGUCAAAAAAAGGACAUGGUUUCCAUUUUCAAGGAACGGAGUACCCUGGAGCCAUUCUUCAUGCAAAAAUAUAAAAAUAAAAUAAAUAGUUAAUUA